This is a messenger RNA of Trichomonas vaginalis G3, 711 nucleotides long. Its product is annotated as O-methyltransferase protein. Gene Ontology annotation, biological process: N-terminal protein amino acid methylation. The transcript has a single exon. Gene Ontology annotation, cellular component: cytoplasm. The record is from RefSeq and is a predicted model, not a curated record. Gene Ontology annotation, molecular function: methyltransferase activity. NCBI's taxonomy places the organism in Eukaryota, Parabasalia, Trichomonadida, Trichomonadidae. The coding region runs from base 1 to 711 and encodes 236 amino acids.
AUGACAUCGAAGAUCAGUUAUCCAGCAGAUGUCGAGAAGUUAUAUGCGAACAAACUCGAUAAAUGGUAUAUUGAAAGCAGAUUUUAUUGGUCAACUCAAGAAGCAACUGUUGAAUCCAUGAUUAACGGCCCUGAUAAUUCUUCGACUCCAGAUUUGAAGUUCAGCUACACGGUUCUUUCUUUACUUAAAUUUGAAGAAAAGAUACAUGGUGGAAGAAUUGCUGAUUGUGGCGGAGGCAUUGGACGCGUUGCUUUCCAAGUCCUUAUACAUUUCUUCGAUAAAAUCGAUAUUAUUGAUCCUAUUCCUCAUUUCUUAUUUAAAGCACGUGAGUACAUCGAAAAAGAUGCACCAGUUGAAACAGAACAAGUGGGUCUUGAAGAAUGGAAUCCUCAAAAGACUUAUGAUGCAUUUUGGAUACAAUGGACAUUAUGCCAGCUUACAGAUGCAGAUGUUAUCGCAUUCCUUAAGAAAUGCAAAGAAAAUUCAACAGAUAACGCAAUGGUUUUUGUUAAAGAAAACGUUGCUGGCCAUGACUUUAAAGCAGCAAAAUCGGAAUAUGAAUACAAUUCUGAGAAAAAUGCAAUACAUAGAACAUAUAAUCAUUGGAUCGAGUUAUUCAAUACAGCAGGUUUAAUUCUUGAAGAAUACCGAAUUCAACCUGAUAUCCCAGAUAAUAUGCUCACUGUUGUUUUGUUUGUACUUCGAAAAUAA